AUGGAUGAUGAUAAGAAUUCAUUUGUUUCAUUCAUCGAAAAUGCAGAUUUUGAUCCGAAUCAGCGGCUUAUAUGCGAUUUAUACCCAUUUUCAGAAGAUGGAUAUUCAUUACUUGAAUAUUGUUGUUAUCAUGGAGCAAUUGAAUGCUUCAAUUUAUUAAGAACAAAAUGUAAUUCCGAAAUCACUGAAUAUUGCCUUCAAUUUUCAUUUUUGGGAAGAAAUCAAGACAUCAUUAAUGAAUGUUUGAAAAUGUUUAAACCAGACCCGUAUUGUAUGACUUGUGCAAUUGCAACACAUAACAUAAUUUUGGUCAAAGAUUUGAUUAGUAAGCAUGGUUUAAACAUUAAUUUAGAAGAUUGUUGGAAAUUCUAUAACCUUCAAGCAUUUUUUAUUUAUUUAGAAACAUCAAAAGAUAUCAACAAUUGCUUCGUUUGUUCACCGAAAUUUUAUUUGCCAUCUCUUUGCGAAUAUUUGAUUAAUAUUGGAGCUGAUAUCAAUGCAAAAGAUAAAAAUGGACAUUCUGCUCUUUAUUUUGCAAAAGAAAAUGGAAACAGAGAGAUUUCAGAAUUUCUCAUUUCAAUUGGUGCAAAAGUAGAAGAGCAAGAUUUAUCACUUCAAACUUCUAAUGACUAUAAUCAGGAUGGUAUAAAUAUUAUUCAAAAUGCUUUUAGUAUUAUAAAUCAGAUAUUACAAAAUGGCGUAAUUAAUCCAGCAAGUGAAAAAGAAAUUACAGAAUUACUUGGCAUGCUACAUAACAAUUUUUCAGGUAUUAUUCAUAAUACCCAAACUGAAUCAAUAGACAAAAUACAGACAAUAUAUCAAAAUUUAUUAGAGAAGCAUACGCAUCAAAUUAAAGUCAAAGAUCUUAGUUGGCAGAAGAUUUCUAGGUUUUUCCACCAGUAUGAUCCCGAGGAACAUAAAAGCAUCUUAAACAUUGUUUAUACGAAGAAAAAUCAUUAUGAUCAAAAAGAUAUUGAAAAUGCUAACCAAAUUGUAAAACAGAUUAUAGAAUGUACAAAUAGCAACAACAAUAGACCAAAAAGUCUUUUGAAAUUUAUAGAAAACUGUUAUACAGAUUAUCAAUACUUUGGCAAUAAGAAAUUUUUAGUUGAUCAAAUUCAAUAUUUUUUUGCAAAAAAACCAAUGGAAGAAUUCUUAUCAGAUGUUUAUUCAAAUGAAGUACGUUUAUGCAACUUUUUCAAAAAAAUUGUCCAUCAGGAUGAUCGAUUAAGCAUUAUUAUUGCAAAAAUUAUACUAGAUGACAAUUCUAUGAGCAAGCAAAGUGAAUAUACAUUUGAUGGUGAAGGAAAAAGACAAUUUCAAGCAGAUAAGCUCGCGCCGGAUAUCUAUUCAAUCAGGUAUCCCCUAAUCUAUAAAAAUGCUUAUAGAACAUAUCAGGUUAAUACUAGUGGAAUCUAUGUUAAACACCCAACUGACAAAAAAAAUAAUUUUUCAUGGAUAAAUAUUCUAAAACCUCAUUUGGAUUUCUCGAUCAAAAUUAGCAGAUAUUGCAUUAGCAAAUUAUUCGAUUGUUACAAAAAUGUGCCUACAUUUAAUAGUAAAAUUGUAGAGAAACUAAGGAAUAAAGUCGAUGAUUCUACACUUCAAGAAAUCCAAAACAAACUAAAUGAAAUAAAUGAAUUGGCUGUCAAAAUUUUAAAUGAUGAAGAAUCAAAAGGCAACCAAAUUUUCUCCGAUCUGACUAACCUUAAUUUGACAAAAAAGAACGAAAAAAAUCUAGAUUCCUUAUAUGUAUUUAGGGAGAGACUCUUCCAUAAAAAUAAUGAUCUAUUUGAAAAAUAUUGCAAUUUUGUUGAUAACUGCCCUUACCCUAUUGAAGAUUAUUAUGACUGUAGAAUGUUUGAAGAUUUAUAUAAACUCGAUAAAGAAGUUACUGAACUUCAUAAAAUUUUUGCUACUAUUGCUUUUUAUUAUCUAAUACGUUCAACCAACGAUGAAAUGAAGAAAGUUAGGUUUCAUUUGAAAAAUUUGUUAACUCAAGGUGGAUUUGGAGAUGAUAGGAAAAAAAUCUUCGAUUCUGCAACGGAUACAUCAGCUCUAAUUUCAAUUGCUGAAUCAGCACGCACAAAGAAGUCAUUAGUUUUUGCUCUUGUUUUCUUCCAUCUACUGAGAAAUUGUCCUGAUGAUGCAAAUGUAUACGAUGAUAUUAGAAAUUAUCAUUUACUCAGCUUUAUGUGGCAUGGAGGAACUGAUCAAUCGAAAAAUCUCUCUCUUAAAAUGAUGGAAAUUGAUUAUAACAAAAUAUACAAAAUCACACCCAGAAAAUGA
This is a messenger RNA of Trichomonas vaginalis G3, 2289 nucleotides long. Its product is annotated as spectrin binding. Gene Ontology annotation, molecular function: protein binding. The record is from RefSeq and is a predicted model, not a curated record. The transcript has a single exon. Lineage: Eukaryota; Parabasalia; Trichomonadida; Trichomonadidae. Bases 1 to 2289 code for a protein of 762 amino acids.